Molecule: messenger RNA, 1504 nt
Organism: Macadamia integrifolia
Lineage: Eukaryota; Viridiplantae; Streptophyta; Magnoliopsida; Proteales; Proteaceae
Product: serine/threonine-protein kinase-like protein ACR4
Exons: 1
Coding region: 19-1023 (334 amino acids)
Biological process (GO): protein phosphorylation
Cellular component (GO): plasma membrane
Molecular function (GO): ATP binding; protein kinase activity
Source: RefSeq, a predicted model, not a curated record
ACCAAAUCAAAGGGAAAAAUGGGACGUAGCCCCAAAAUUGCAAACAAUGUGGUCUUAGCAUUUGUUUCUACAACUCUGGUUGUCCUUGUUAUGCUCUUCUUCAUCUUUCUUUGCAGGAGAAGACGAAUGGAUUCGGAAGAAGCUCUCCCUCUCAAGCCUUGUGCCUCUGCGUACACCUUAAUUGAAGUCGAUGCUGCCACCGACGGCUUCAGCCAUCGCCGGAUUAUAGGGAAAGGUCGUCUUGGAACAGUAUAUGUAGGUGUCAUGACCAAUGGAGAUGUAAUUGCUGUUAAACGGAUCAAAUCAUGGCUGGUUUUGAGCAAUCCUGGUUUUGGGUUCUCAUCAAUGUUGAAGACCCUUUCAUUAGCACACAACCCUCACGUUGUACCCAUCAUUGGAUUUUCAGAGGCUCCAGGAGAGAGAAUUAUCUUGAUGGAGUUCAUGGGUAUGAAGAGCUUAGAAUUCUACCUACAUGAAAACUCCGGCGGUGGUGUGCCACUCUUAGACUGGUGGCGCCGCUUCAGGAUUGCAGCUGGUGUUGCCAGAGGGAUCGAGUACUUGCACGAGGGGAUGACACCCCAUUUAUUACAUGGAUGUGUGAAGCCUUCUAACAUCUUAUUUGAUUUAAAUCUUAGACCUAGAGUAUGUGACUAUGGGUUAUCUUUCUUGAACCCCAAAGAAAGAGGUGGCCUUGUGGGAUAUGUGGAUGAUGAGUAUUGGGAAGAGGGAGGAGAGGCAUGUAAAGAAAGUGAUGUUUAUGGAUUUGGAGUUGUUUUGUUGGAGCUUUUGAGUGGGAGGAGAUGUGAAGAAGGGUUGCUUGUUAAGUGGGCUUUGCCCUUGAUGAGGGCUAUGAGGGUUGUUGAGGUUUUUGACCCUAGGAUGGUAGUUCCUUCUGAUAUGAAACCUCUUAUUAGAUUAGCUAAGGUUGCCACAGCUUGUGUUGGUAACAGUAGAAACAACAGACCCACUAUUGUUCAAGUGGCAGCUAUUUUGAAUAGUUUGGAGAUGGAGUUGUCUACUUGAUUACUUGGGAUCAAACACCAAGUGAUGACAAAGUGUGAGAACCGUGAGAGCAGUAAGGUUUAGUUUAUCUAAAUCUAGUCAGCCCAAAACCAAGCUCUCCUCAUUUUAGAGCCCACUGAUCUGAAAACUUUUGGGUAUUGGUGGAUGGAAAGCUUGGUCGGUGAGUGGUCAUUUGGUCGGCAAGCCAUAUCUUUUCAUGCAGGAAAGGCAGGAACAUUUGAUAACCAUUUUUGUACGGUGAUUGAUCUGCACAGUUAGAAUCUAUUCCAUAAUCAAUUCUUUGAUGAAUUUCAUCUGUAUGAAUCAGUCCAUACAAAAACCAUUCUCAUACAAGAACCUGAUCCACACUUGAAAUAUUUUGGCUGAUUAUCUCAUUAUUUGGGUACGCUUAUUUCUCAUACUGUACAUUCCACCCGAGUUUGUUCUCUUGGUGAUAGAGCUGUCAGUGGUGUACGUGAUUUGUAUAUGUAUGUUGCAACUC